AUGGGAGAAGGGAGAAGAAGCAAAAAGGUUGCCGUUGUGACAGGAGCCAACAAGGGGCUUGGGUAUGGAAUAUGCAAGAAGUUGGCAGCAAGAGGGGUGACGGUGGUGCUCACAGCAAGAGAUGAGAAGAGAGGGCUGGGAGCAGUUGAGAAGCUCAAACAGUUUGGUGUGUCGUCAGACUCUCUGGUGUUUCAUCAGCUUGAUGUCACUGAUCCUUCAAGCAUUGCUUCCUUAACUCAUUUCAUCACCACCACCUUUGGCAAACUUGACAUCUUGGUAAACAAUGCAGGUGUCUCUCCAGGAACAGUGAACGGCGAAGCUUUGUUCAAAAAAGUUAGUGGGGAGAACAUAGAUUGGGAUGAAAUAGUAAAAUGCAAUGUGGAGAUGUCAAAGCAAUGUGUUGAAACUAAUUACUUUGGUGCUGUUGGAGUGACUGAAGCCCUCCUUCCUCUGCUUCAAUUAUCCAAUUGUCCCACCAUUCUCAAUGUCACCUCUCUUGCUGGACUCAUCAAGCUCAUAAGAAAUGAACGUGCCAGAAAGGUACUAAGUGACUUGGAGAGUCUUACAAGAGAAAAACUUGAUGGGGUGGUGAGUGAGUUCAUCAAGGACUAUGAAGAAGGAACAUGGAAUGAGAAAGGAUGGCCAACCAUGACGCCUGCCAAUACAGUGGCCAAGACAGCCCUUAAUGUGUACACAAGAUUAAUCUCCAAGAAGUACCCGAGUUUCCGAGUUAACUCGGUGUCUCCAGGAUUUGUGAAGACUGAUAUGACUCAGAACUAUGGAUUCUCAACUGUUGAUGAAGCUGCUGAACAUCUCCUGAGAUUAGCUCUUCUGCCUUCUACAGGUCCCACCGGCGUCUUCUUUGAUAGGGACAGAGCCACACCAUUGGAAUAA
Neltuma alba is the source of this 894-nucleotide messenger RNA. RefSeq names its product (+)-neomenthol dehydrogenase-like. Bases 1 to 894 code for a protein of 297 amino acids. The transcript is spliced from 5 exons. Gene Ontology annotation, cellular component: membrane. The record is from RefSeq and is a predicted model, not a curated record. Lineage: Eukaryota; Viridiplantae; Streptophyta; Magnoliopsida; Fabales; Fabaceae.